Messenger RNA from Microbotryum saponariae, 10238 nucleotides. The record is from the annotation of a GenBank genome assembly. NCBI's taxonomy places the organism in Eukaryota, Fungi, Basidiomycota, Microbotryomycetes, Microbotryales, Microbotryaceae.
AUGGACAGCUCUCCCGCCUCGCCUUUGGCCCCCAGGGAUCCCAGCUCCCCUGAAUCUUCGAUCGGCGAACAAAUCGCCACUCUACAGGCCCAGCUUGCCGCUCUGCAGGCCUCGCAACCCGCCGCCGCCGCAGCCGCCGCACCCCCGGCCGUCACCGUCGUGCCGGGGAACGCCGCCACCGCAUCCAAGGUCGUGUUUCCCAAGCACGCUCGUCUGGACGGCCCCAAGUCGUUCACCAACUGGUUGCGUCAACUCCGUCUUGCACUCCCGAACCAGGUUCGUGGUUACGUUCUCGACGGUGUCGUUCCCCCGACCUGGACCGCCGACCAGCUUGCCGCACGUGACGACGCCGCCCGGGAAAUCAUCGUUGGCUCUAUCGACUCCGCCGACGUAUCGGCCACCCUCGACGCCAUCCCCAGCGACGACCUGUCGGCACCGCGCAUCUUUGCCGCUCUCAAGGCUCGUUUUGCACCGGACGACGCUACACGCACUCUCGAGUUGUUCGCUCGCCUUUGGGACUUCAGGAAGAUGCCUGCCUCCGUCGAGGCCUACGACACUUGGCUACGCGAGUACAUGUCGAUUGCUCAGGAAAUACGCGACGCCAAAACAUCGCUCAACGACGUGCUCGCCACCCACGUGCUCGCCAUGGUCCCGUCUUGCCUCGACAGCUUCCGACUCACGUUCACGGACGAGCAGCGAAACCGACGCGACCUUCCCGAACUCACGACGCUUACGGACCGCAUUCGCAUCCAGCUUCGUUCGGCAGGACUCUCGACCUCGCAUUCGGCCAUGCUUGCCACCAGCUCCCCCUGCCCCGCCUGCCGCGCUCCCGGUCACCGCCUGCGCGACUGCACUUCACGUGCGAAGCACCCGCCCACCGGCCCCUGCCGCCGAUGCCACAAGAAAGGUCACUGGGCACUCGACUGCAAGAACCGGGGUGAACAGGCACGUAGCAGCGACGACACCCAGGACGACACGUCUUCCUCCGCGGCCUCGCAACCGAACGUCGGCUAUUUCGCCUCCUGCCUCUUCGCUCGUCGCCAACUCCCAACUGACGCCUUUGUAGUCGAUUCGGGUGCCACGACACACAUGGUCGCCGACCGAUCUCUAUUCACGACUUAUCGUCAGACGGCACACACCAAGAUCGGCGGCAUCGCGGGCGGCAUCACGGCUAUCGGCAUGGGGGACGUGGCAUUCGUCGCCAAGACUGGACACCCGAUCACGCUCCGUGGUGUUCUUCACACGCCUGGCCUACACGUCAACCUCCUCUCUGUCUCUCGCCUCUGCGACACCGACCGCGUUCGUCUCGCCUUCACCAGCGACGGCAUCGACAUCGCCAAGGACGGCCGGGCCAUUGCUCACGGUACCAGGGUCAACGACGGUCUUUACCUUUUGGACGCGGAUCACACCAAGUGUCAGCAUCUUGCCUUCCUCUCACGCUCUGAGUCUCCCGUGCCCCUGCUUACCCUACACCGCUGCCUCGGCCAUCUUGCCCCAUCCUCUAUACAGAAGAUGAUUGCUGCAGGUUUGCUGGACGGGUUUGGGGCCGGGUACAGUGACAAAGACGUAGAGGAGUUUGUUUGCAAUGCUUGCCUUGGUUCCAAAGGUCACCGCCUUCCCUUUCCCGACUCUGAGUCGCAUUCCGCCGAGAGACUUGGCCUCGUGCACAGCGACGUCCUGUCGUUCCCCACUCCGUCCUUGACCGGGAAGCGCUACCUUGUCACGUUUCUAGACGACCACUCUCGCAAACUCUGGGCAUAUGCGAUCGAUCACAAAAGCGAUGUUUUCCCGACCUUCCAGACUUGGCUCGCCGAAGUGGAGUUAGAGACGAACGCGCGGUUGAGGAUCCUUCGAACCGACAAUGGCGGGGAGUACCGAUCAAACGCAUUCACGGAGUUCUGCAAAUCCAAGGGCAUUCGUCGUCAAUACUCUAUCCCUUACACGCCUCAACAAAACGGUCGCGCCGAACGUGUCAACCUCUCCAUCGUCGAGGGCGUCCUCGCUCUCCUUGCGGACGCCCGUCUGCCGGCCACCUUUUGGGAUGAAGCGGCUGCGUAUUUCGUUUAUUGCAAAAACAGGUGCUCACACUCAGCUUUGGCCAAACAGACUCCAGAAUCCGUUUGGAACGGCCAACGCACCACCGCCACCGCCCUCCACCCGUUCGGCUGCACAGCCUGGCUCACGGUCGCCCCGGACCUUCGCAGCAAGCUCGACCCCAAGGCCGCGCGCGUGAUCUUCACAGGUUACGACCUCGCCUCCAAAGCUUUCCGUUUCUUUGACCAUUCCAUCAACAAGAUUGUACUUGGUCGCAAUGCCACCUUCCUCGACGACGACUUCCCCGGCCUGCCAGUCACCACGCCCGUCGAUGCAGACGACACCGACCGUCAGUUCGUCGUUCCCGCCGACACGCCCGCCCCUGCCGUCAAGACGAGGACCCCACUAGUAAGGUCGGCGCACAUGGACGUCUCAUCCUCCCUUGAUGAUUCUGCCAUGAGCGCCGUUGACGUGGCCCCAGGGUACACUGGCGGAACCUUACUUAAUUCCACAGAUACCGAAUCGUCCUCGUCACCGUCUCCUGAGCCGUCCUCGUCACCGUCGCCCACAAACCCUUUGUCACCGUCGCCUGCGCUGUCACCGUCGUUGGCAGCGUCAUCGUCACCCUCGGUCUCACCGACCGACUCUGACUACUCCGCCGACCCUCUGGACCUCAUCGGCUCACAGACCCCGACUCGCCUUGGCCCACCGGACGUGCACCGCCCAGACUUCAGCACGUACCGUGAGCCCGCAUCGGCUGAGGAGUCGCCCGACGAACUCGACAUCAUUGGGCGUCACUCGCGCGAUGAAUCGCCGGAUGAAAUCGAUUUCCUCACCCAACAACACCGCGCCUUCAUCGCCACAGACGACGACGACCCCACCCUCGACGCCAUCGAGCCCGUCAAAUCGAUCACUAGCGACCCCCAGACCUGGCGCGAAGCAAUGUCCAGCGACGAGCACAACAUCUGGGCUGAGGCCGCCGCCGCCGAGUUCACCGCCAUGCGCGACGACUUCAAGGUGUUCACCAUCGAGCCUCGCUCAUCUGUACCGCCGGGCGCCACCAUCGUCACCUCCAAAUUCGUCUGGAAGACCAAGCGCAACGCAAGCGGUGAAGUCACGGGGCGGAAGGCACGUCUUGUAGCGCAGGGUAACCGACAGCGCGACGGCAUCGACUUCUCAGAAACCUUCGCACCCGUCGCCCGUUUCUCCUCCAUUCGCUGCCUCCUGGCUCUUGCCGCUGCCAAUGGCUACCACGUUCAUCAGGCCGACAUCGACAAGGCUUACCUCCACGGCGAGCUCGAUCAUGAUAUCUGGAUGACGACACCACGCGGUUUCGACUUCCCGAGCGAUAAGGUUCUCCGGCUGCGACGCUCAAUCUACGGUCUCAAGCAGGCCGGUCGCAUCUGGAAUCGUCACAUUGACACAUCACUCAGGAAUCUGGGGUACAAGGCAACAGGCACUGAUCACUGCAUUUACUCUCGCAUUGACGAUCAGCAGCGGCCUCACUAUAUCGCCUUGUAUGUCGACGACCUCCUCAUUGUCAGUCCAGCCCUCGACGAGAUCGAACGUGUCAUCUCCGGCCUUGAACAGCGGUACGGCGUCAAACGACUCGGCCCCGCGGAGUACAUCCUCGGAAUCCAAAUACGCCGCCUGGACGACGGUUCCAUUGCUCUAUCCCAGGAGCGCUACAUCAUGGACGUGCUGGCCCGUUUCCACUUCGACACCACGACACGCGGCACUACGGUGCCGAUGACGCCCGGCCUCUCGCUCACGGCAAUUCCGGGUCAGGGAACGGAGCGCAUUCGUUCGUGGUACCUACAGGCCAUCGGCUCCCUCCUCUACAUCUCCCUUGGCACUCGACCCGACAUUGCCUUCGCCGUCUCGUACCUGUCCCGGUUCGCCAACAACCCCGGCCGCCGCCAUUGGAUUGCCGUCAAACACGUCCUUCGCUACCUUCGCGCCACGUACCGCGAUGAGCUUCUCUAUGCCCGCGGCCCAGCAAAAGUCACGGGUGUGGUUGGUUAUUCUGAUGCGAACUGGGGCGCCUGCGUCGACACAUCCAUUUCAACGAUGGGCUACGUAUUUUACUUGGCAGGCGCCGCUGUCUCUUGGUCGUCGAAGCGUCAGACUCGGGUAGCGGAUUCCACCACUGAUGCCGAGUACCUGGCCUUGUCGCACGCGGGUAAGGAAGCGAUCUACCUUAACCAACUCCUCUCCGAGCUCCACGUUUGCCCAAUCGCUGUGAAGAGUCCACUCUCAGCUCGACAGGGGCGCCUCGGUCGUUGCGCGCACUUGCUAGCCCGCCCCCGGCGGUGGGGACUUAGACGCGCGCGACUGCCUCAGCGCGCCAGCGCCGGCGGAUUCAUGCGCGCGCCCGCUAGCCCGCCCCCUUGCGGUGGGGACUUAGGCGCGCCGGCGAUUUCACCCGCGGCUGACUUAGGGAUGUACAUUGUCACGCGCCUGGGACUAUCCCAGCGUGGCCCCCCCCUUUCUGUUUCUUAGCUUCCUUCUCAUCACUUCUGUUCGACUCUCAACCUCUCCUGACAGUAGUGGUGAACGUCUCAUAGGUUAUAAGCCCACGAGCCACCAGCUGGCAUGACCACGACACCACCCCUCGCGACGGGUGCCAACCCUCCGAUUCCCGCCGAACAGCUCGCCGCACUUACAUCGCUGCUGUCGGGUCUCACCGCUGCCGCUUCCGGCACUGCCACACCCGCCACGACGUCCGGCACCACUCGCACUGCCUUUCCAAAGCACGCACGCUUGGAUGGUGCGAAGACCUUCGCGAACUGGACACGCCAACUUCGCCUGUGCCUAGCGGACGACAUCCGCUCGUACGUCCUCGACGGUAUCGCACCCGACGACUGGACACCUUCGCAACGCUCCGCUCGCGACGCCGUCGCUCGUGAGGUCCUUGCGAAUUCGAUUGACUCGGCCGAAGUCUCGGCAGUCCUCGACAAAAUCCCUACCGCCGACCUGACAGCGCCGACAAUCUACUCGACGCUGAAAUCGCGGUACGCCCCUGACGACGCCACCCGCACGCUCGAGCUCUUCUCACGACUCUGGGGUUUCCGUCCCAUGCCCGGCACGGUUGCCGAAUUCGACGGGUGGAUCAUGGACUUCAAAGCCGUUGCGCAAGAGAUCAUCGACACAAAGACAACUAUCAAUGAUGUUCUCGCCACACUCCUCCUUGCAAUCGCCCACCCGUCCCUCGAGAGCUUCAAGGCGUCGUUCACCGAUGAACAGCGCACGCAACGAACUCUCCCCGACAUUGAUUCGCUUGCCGACCGUAUGCGAGUCCAACUUCGGUCAACGAACAUCCCCAGCACUCAAUCGGCCCUUCUUGCCUCGUCGUCGUCACGUUCUACUCGUCUCAAGUGUCUCGCCUGUCGCAGCCCUUCGCACCGAGUCGCGGAGUGCCCUACGAGGGCGCAACACCCGCCGCCAGGACCCUGUCGCUCCUGCAAGAAGAAGGAUCACUGGUCUCUCGACUGCAAGAAGGCGCUCGAGGACGGCAAAAAGCCCGACACCGCUGACUCGACCGUCGACUCGCAACACCAUGUCGGAUGUCUCGCCACCGGUCUUCUCGCUCGUCGUCGCCAGCUUCGCAACCACUCUUUUGUCGUCGACUCGGGCGCCACUUCGCACAUGGUCUCGGACAAGUCGCUGUUCACGACCUAUCGCCAUAUCGCUCCUACGAAGAUUGGUGGUAUUGCAGGGGGCAUCAACGCCAUCGGAACGGGAAACAUCGCCUUCAUUGCCGCCUCGGGUCAUCCGAUCACGCUUACCGGCGUGCUGCACACUCCGGGCCUGUUUGUCAAUCUUCUCUCGGUCUCUCGACUUUGCGACACCGACGAUGUCCGUGUCGCCUUCACAAAACACGGCAUCCACAUUGACAAGGACGGCAACGACAUCGCUGAAGGCGCACGACUCGACGAAGGGCUCUACUUGCUGGACGCUGAUCAUUCCAAAUGUCAGCACCUUGCUCUCCUUUCUCGCUCACAGUCGUCCGUGCCCCUGCUGACUCUCCAUCGCUGCCUCGGCCAUCUCGCACCGUCCUCCAUACAGAAGAUGGUUGCCGCUGGUUUGCUGGAGGGUCUCAGGGCCGGAUAUAGUGACGAAGAGGUAGAGAAGUUUGUCUGCAAUGCUUGCCUCAGCGCAAAGGGCCAUCGUCUUCCCUUUCCCGAUUCGGAUUCGCACUCCUCAGAGAGACUCGGCCUUGUACACAGCGAUGUGCUUUCCUUCCCCGAGCGGUCCUUGACUGGCAAACGUUACCUGGUCACAUUCCUUGACGAUUACUCGCGCAAACUCUGGGCCUACGCAAUCGGACACAAAAGCGAAGUCUUCGGCAUAUUCAAAACUUGGCUAGCCGAGGUUGAACUCGAGACGGGUGCGACGCUGAAGGUCCUCCGAACCGACAACGGUGGCGAAUACUGUUCGAGAGCGUUCACAGAGUUCUGCAAGACACGAGGCACCCGUCGACAAUACUCUAUCCCACGCACGCCUCAACAGAACGGUCGUGCAGAGCGGGUCAAUCGUUCCAUUGUCGAAGGCGUCCUUGCCCUCCUUGUCGACGCCCACCUACCCAAGACAUUCUGGGAGGAGGCUGCAGCUUAUUUCGUUUACUGCAAGAACCUGUGUCAACACGCGGCCCUGGACAAGGCAACACCAAACUCCGUCUGGCAGGGUGACCACACCACUGCCUCGGCGCUUCACCCGUUCGGCUGUACAGCUUGGCUUACGGUCGCGCCCGAACUUCGCUCCAAACUCGACCCGAAGGCGGUUCGCGUUUUUUUCACCGGCUACGACCUGGCUUCAAAAGCCUUUCGCUUCUACGACACUACAACACAGAAGAUUAUACUUGGCAGAAAUGCCACGUUCCUCGACACUGAAUUCCCCGGAUUACAUGGCGACCCCACUGAGCAAGACGGCGACACGCACUUCGCCAGCGCUCCCACCACCGAAUCUCAAACCGUUGUCAAGACAUGGACCCCACUAGUAAGGUCGGCGCACAUGGACGUCUCAUCCCCCCUUGAUGAUUCUGCCAUGAGCGCCGUUGACGUGGCCCCAGGGUACACUGGCGGAACCUUACUUAACUUCACAGAUGCCGAAUCGUCCUCGUCACCGUCGCCUGCGUCGCCCUCAUCACCGUCGUCUGCGCCAUCGCCUGCACUUUCACCAUCGUCGGCUGCGUCAUCGUCACCCUCGGCCUUACCGACCGACUCUGAAGACUCCGCCGAUCCCCUCGACCUCCUCGGCUCACAGCCCCAGGUUCGCCUCGAUCUACAGGACGUGCACCACCCAGACUUCAGCACGUACCGCGAGCCCGCAUCGGCUGAGGAGUCGCCCGACGAACUCGACCUCAUUGGGCGCCACUCUCGCGACGAAUCUCCGGACGAAAUCGAUUUCCUCACCCGACACCACCGCGCCUUCAUCGCCAUCGACGACGACACCUCUGACACAGAGGCAAUUCAGCCAGUCAAGUCCAUCACGAGCGACCCACAGACCUGGCGCGAGGCGAUGUCUAGCGACAAGCGUGAAGUAUGGGCCAAAGCCGCCACCGACGAGUUCACCUCCAUGCGCGGACGACUUCAAGGUCUUCACCAUCGAGGACCGAGCCACGGUGCCCGCGGGUGCGACUAUCGUUACAUCCAAGUUCGUCUGGAAAACGAAACGGAACGCACUCGGCGAAGUCACUGGACACAAGGCAAGGCUGGUCGCGCAAGGCAAUCGGCAACGCGACGGCAUCGACUUCAACGAAACGUUCGCACCGGUCGCACGCUUCUCCUCGAUACGCUCACUCCUCGCGCUGGCGGCCGCCAACGGCUUGCACGUGCACCAGGCGGACAUCGACAAAGCAUAUCUGCAUGGCGACCUUGACCACGACAUCUGGAUGACGGCACCGCGCGGCUUCGACCUUCCCAGCGACAAGGUGCUUCGCCUGCGACGCUCCAUCUACGGGCUCAAACAGGCUGGCCGAAUCUGGAAUCGACACAUCGACGCUUCGCUUCGGGCCCUCGGUUACACGGCGACGGGCACCGACCACUGCGUAUACUCUUGGCUCGAUGAUCGUCAAUGUCCACACUACAUCGCACUGUACGUCGACGACCUCCUGAUGAUCAGCCCGGAACUGGCCGAAAUCGAACGUGUCAUCUCAGGCCUGGACCAACGCUACGGAGUCAAGCGCCUCGGCCCGGCCGAGUAUAUCCUCGGCAUCCAGAUCAGGCGGUUCGACGACGGCUCUAUCGCCCUAUCCCAGGAACGGUACAUCAUGGACGUGCUCGCUCGGUUCCACUUCGACACCACGACUCGCGGCACUACAGUUCCGAUGACUCCCGGCCUUUCGCUCACUGCUAUCCCGGGUCAAGGCACCGAACGGAUCAGGUCAUGGUAUCUGCAGGCUAUCGGCUCGCUCCUCUACAUUUCGCUCGGUACCCGCCCUGACAUCGCCUUCGCCGUGUCCUACCUGGCCCGCUUCGCCAACAACCCCGGUCGUCGUCAUUGGAUUGCGGUCAAGCACAUCCUACGCUAUCUCCGGGCCACGUAUCGCAACGAACUCGUGUAUGCUCGCGGCCAGGCUCGCAUCACGGGUGUGGUAGGCUACUCCGACGCGAACUGGGGGGCCUGCAUCGACACAUCGGUGUCCACCAUGGGCUACGUCUUCUACAUCGCUGGCUCGGCCGUGUCCUGGUCGUCCAAACGCCAGUCUCGAGUUGCCGAUUCGACCACCGACGCUGAAUACCUCGCCCUCUCGCAUGCUGGCAAGGAAGGGAUUUACCUCAGUCAGCUGCUCGAAGAGCUCCAUGUACAACCUGUUGCACCGGCUCACAUCUUUACUGACAACGAAGCCGCUGCUGCAGUUGCUCACGAUCCUGUCCGCGUCUCUGGCACUCGGCACAUACGCUUGCGUGAGCACUUCGUUCGGGACAUGGUGAAUCGGGGCGACAUCUCUCUCUCGCAUGUGGGUACCAGCGACAUGGUGGCCGACAUCUUCACCAAGGCUCUCGGCCCAAAGGUCUUCUCAACGCACUGCUACGCCCUCGGCCUUCGCACUCGACACCCGCGGCUUGGGUCUGCCUCGCAUUCGCGUGGGGGGGGGGUGUGAAGAGUCCACUCUCAGCUCGACAGGGGCGCCUCGGUCGUUGCGCGCACUUGCUAGCCCGCCCCCGGCGGUGGGGACUUAGACGCGCGCGACUGCCUCAGCGCGCCAGCGCCGGCGGAUUCAUGCGCGCGCCCGCUAGCCGCCCCUUGCGGUGGGGACUUAGGCGCGCCGGCGAUUUCACCCGCGGCUGACUUAGGGAUGUACAUUGUCACGCGCCUGGGACUAUCCCAGCGUGGCCCCCCCUUUCUGUUUCUUAGCUUCCUUCUCAUCACUUCUGUUCGACUCUCAACCUCUCCUGACAGUAGUGGUGAACGUCUCAUAAUCGCUGCAGCUCACAUCUUCACCGACAACGAGGCCGCGGCGCCGUCGCUCACGACCCCGUUCGCACCUCCGGCACCCGGCACAUUCGCCUCCGCGAGCAUUUUGUCCGUGACAUGGUCAAUCGAGGUGAUAUCUCUCUCUCACACGUUGGCACAGCAGACAUGGUUGCGGACGUAUUCACCAAAGCGCUAGGCCCAAGAUUUUUGGUACACAUUGCUAUGCUCUAGGCCUCCGGACGCGACAUCCACGGCUCAAGUCUACCUCGCGUUCGCGUGGGGGGGGGUGUGAGGAAUCCACUCUCGCUCGGCUCAGGACUUAGGCGCGCGGAGCGAACCGGGCGCGGACUUAGGCGCGCGGAGUGAGCCGGGCGCCCCGGCCCAGGACUUAGGCGCGCGAAGCGAGCCUGGGACUUAGGCGCGCGGAGCGAGCCUGGGCCAUUGGCUCAGCCCAGGCUCGCUGGCUGUGGACUUGGGCGCGCGGGGUCUCUUAUUGUUAGCUUCCUAUUCAUCACUCUUGGCUAUAACUACAUCGUGACGUAGUAGAGUUAUCGAAUAGGUAUGUUGAAAUGCAUUCAUCACUCUUGGCUAUAACUACAUCGCUGACGUAGUAGAGUUGAUCGAAUACUUUCCAGAUUCUUGUGCCGUCGGGUGUGUCUCUCUUGGCGUCCGCUGUGCCCCUGAUCGACAUCGACGAACCCGACCGACCUGUCGAGCCCGCCAUUGUACGCGCCCGCAACGUCAUCGCGUGGACGCUACUUCUGGAAGGGUUUUGCGAUGUUUGA